AUGGAGGGUUGGACUUUACAACUGAAUCCCAAAUACACAAAUGUCGGAAAAGAAGAUGCUAGACGUUUUCACCCAUAUACUGUCCCGAGCACAGUGCGGGAGAAUCGAAAGACGAUUCCUGCAUUGGAGAUUGAACCUGCCUUGAAUUUCAAUCUCCUUUUCCUGAUAUUUAUCAUCUCCCUAGUAGCUACAAUACAAGCAAUUCUAGCCGUCGGUAGCUAUUCAGGUAUGUUAUUUGUUGUUCUAGUAACAAGGCGGUCGAUUCGUUUACAGACGCAUGCAAAGGAGAAAUCCAAUGUUCGUGACGAUCGUUAG
Molecule: messenger RNA, 315 nt
Organism: Haemonchus placei
Lineage: Eukaryota; Metazoa; Nematoda; Chromadorea; Rhabditida; Trichostrongylidae
Source: the annotation of a GenBank genome assembly